This is a messenger RNA of Thalassophryne amazonica, 889 nucleotides long. It is a transcript of the gene ap5s1, whose product is annotated as adaptor related protein complex 5 subunit sigma 1. Gene Ontology annotation, cellular component: AP-type membrane coat adaptor complex; late endosome; lysosome. The coding region runs from base 103 to 435 and encodes 110 amino acids. Gene Ontology annotation, biological process: double-strand break repair via homologous recombination; endosomal transport. NCBI's taxonomy places the organism in Eukaryota, Metazoa, Chordata, Actinopteri, Batrachoidiformes, Batrachoididae. The transcript is spliced from 3 exons. The record is from RefSeq and is a predicted model, not a curated record.
CGGUCAGCUGACCAACCCGGAAGUUAGGAAACAGUGAAGCGUAGUCAACACUUUGGGUCAUAAAAACUGAUUUAAGGGUGCGUGUUUUUCACUUGUGACGUCAUGGUUCGCUGUUUCUUGGUUCACACCGUCUGUUCUAUUAGUUCUGUGGGUGCUGUGGACAGCCGAGUGAUUUAUUCCCGAGCGUUUGGUCCAGAUGAAAGUAUCACGUCGGUCCAGAACCGAGAGUUCGGCCCGGAGGAGAGGAGGCUGCUGCAGCGAGAGAAGCUAGCGGUGCUGGCGAGCUCCAUUGUGAUUGUGUACAAAGUGCUGCUGAAGAGCGACCGUCUCGAUGUUCUGCUGAGCCGUUUGCUUCCUCACGGGCAGCUUCUCUUCCUCAACCAUCGCUUUGCCCAAAGCCUGGAGAAAGACAUAAUGCUCUACAUGGCCAAGUGACCAGCACGCAUUUGUCAGGUUGCCAUUUUGAAGACACACCAAUGUGAGCUACGUUAAAGCUAGCUGUCGCUGCUAGCAGUAGUUUUUACAGCCUAAAUGUGUUUCACCUGUGGUGAGGUUUCUGCAUGCCUGAGACAAUAAGGGAUUCCUACGUUGGGAGUUUCAGGUUGCUGGAGGUGCUUCAUUUUCAACAGCAUUCAUCAAACUUGAGAGGAAAAUGCAGCUGAAGAACCUGGUUGAAAUGUAUUUUUGAGCAUCAAUGUCUGCUACUUAUCUGAUGCACAAUAGAUGAAAUGUGAGCGCAGUGUGACUGAGAAUCCAGACUUAACUUUUGGGAAUAUGAACAAAAAUUCCAGUGUACAUUACUGCCUUAUUGUGUUUAAUCAGCCCGUCUAAAACAGGACCGUCAGAUAAACAAAUUCUGAUCUCUUUUCCUUUGGUUGCAAAUUAAAAA